Erinaceus europaeus (western European hedgehog) is the source of this 2957-nucleotide messenger RNA. RefSeq names its product interferon regulatory factor 9 (gene IRF9). The record is from RefSeq and is a predicted model, not a curated record. The transcript has 9 exons. Gene Ontology annotation, cellular component: nucleus. Bases 518 to 1849 code for a protein of 443 amino acids. Gene Ontology annotation, molecular function: protein binding; RNA polymerase II cis-regulatory region sequence-specific DNA binding; DNA-binding transcription factor activity, RNA polymerase II-specific. Gene Ontology annotation, biological process: immune system process; regulation of transcription by RNA polymerase II. NCBI's taxonomy places the organism in Eukaryota, Metazoa, Chordata, Mammalia, Eulipotyphla, Erinaceidae.
UGCUGAAAGGGCUCCGCCUGCUCUUUCCUGGACUCAUUGUUGGGCAGGAGUGGACACCAUGGCUGGCCCUCCCCACUGGGCUUCCUCCUCCGUGGUCUCCCGUCGUCUUGUCAUUGAGUUCUGCUGACGUUUGAAGUCACCUCAGAGGUGCCGGGCAGGCACGCUGGCCCAGAACAGACUCCAGGACCUUCCCUGGGGAAGCAGCAGUAUCUGAGGUGAUUGACCGCCAGCAAAGAGUGUCCGGGAGGAAGGGAAAUGAGCCUGAGCUGGGAGGGGCCCUCCAGCGGCUGACAGUGGAAUGCCCACCAGGAACUCUUGAGACGCUCCUGCCACCUGGUGGCCACUCUUGUCCUGCGACUCAAAACCACGUGAUUUCUGGGAAAGGCCCUCCCUGGAGGAGAACUGAAACUUAGGGAGGGGAAUGGUAGAAAGGGGCGGAGAGAUCAGACCCUGGCUAGCCCCGCAACCGGGCUGAGGUCAGCUGGGCCUUGGGACAUCGUGCACUGGCCGGCUCAGGAUGGCAUCAGGCAGAGCACGCUGCACCCGCAAGCUGCGGAACUGGGUGGUGGAGCAAGUGGAGAGCGGGAAGUUCCCAGGAGUCUGCUGGGAUGAUCCAGAGAAAACCAUGUUCCGAAUUCCCUGGAAGCAUGCUGGCAAGCAGGAUUUCCGGGAGGACCAGGACGCUGCCUUCUUCAAGGCCUGGGCCAUAUUUAAGGGGAAGUUCAAGGAGGGUGACACAGAAGGUCCUGCUAUCUGGAAGACUCGCUUGCGCUGUGCUCUCAACAAGAGUCCGGAAUUUGAAGAGGUUCCAGGGAGGGGACGAAUGGAUGGUGCUGAGCCCUUUAAAGUGUAUCGACUGCUGCCACAAGGAAUCCUCCCUACCCAAACAAGAACCCAGAAAUCACCAACGAAGCGACAGCAUAGUUCUGUGUCACCUGAUAGGGAGGAGGGAGAGGAGGACAGCACAAAGAACUGUGUAUUCGAUCCCUCCUUGCUCCAGGACCCCCUCAAAAAUGAGGAGGCGGCGGUGGAUGCCGGUGUAGCAGUAGGCCAUUCUGACUUUGGGAACAGCAGCAGCUCUGAGCCUCAGCAAGGUGCAGACACGACUGAGGCUCCUCUCCAAGGAGACCAGAUGUCCAUGGAGCCACUGCUCCCUCCCAACUCAGGGUCUUCCUCAGGCUCUGCAGCGCCUCUUGCUGAUCAGGAGGUCCCUGAGGAGACGCAGAUGCAGUGCGGCUGUUCUGUGUCUGCAGACUACUCGCUGCUCCUCACCUUCAUCUACGAUGGGUGCGUGGUGGGUCAGGCCCAGGUGCAGAGCCUAGACUGCCGCCUGGUGGCUGAGCCCUCCGGCUCCCAGUGCGGCAUGGAGCAGGUGGUGUUCCCCAAGGCCGGCCAGCUGGAGUCCACCAAGCGCCUGCUCAACCAGCUCGAGAGAGGCGUCUUGCUAGCCAGCAACUCCCGAGGCCUCUUCGUGCAAAGUCUCUGCCCCAUCCCCAUCUCCUGGAACUCGCCUCAAGCCCCACCAGGUCCAGGCCCGCACCUGCUGCCCAGCUACGAGUUCGUGGAGCUCUUCAGAACCACCAACUUCUGCAGAGAGUUGGCCAAGUAUUCCCAGGGUCUGGGCCCCCCACCCAAAUUCCAGGUGACACUGAACUUCUUAGAGGAGAAGCCUAGCCCCAGCCACAUACCGCAGAGUCUUAUCACGGUGCAGAUGGAGCAGGCCUUUGCCCGGCAUUUGCUGAAGGAGACUUCGGAGGAACAGGCAGCCACUCUGUCCCUGGUGCAGGCCUUGGAGGACUUGGAGGAACCAACUUUCUGCUCUUCCUCCUUCUCCCCUUAUCACCUGUAGGAGAGACUCGGUGUCCAUGCUGCUGACCUGCCUUCCUCAGUGAGAAUUCUCAGUGGUUGUCUGUUAUGGCUGUGUUCUUGAAUGCUUCAAGUCCCCCAGCUAGUGGGAAACUCAAGGAUAACUUUUUUCUCUUAAAAUAAAAAAAAAAUUUUUUUUUUUUUGAGAAGCCAGGCAGUAGCACACCUGGUUAAGCACACACAUUACAGUGUGCAAGGACCCAGGUUCAAGCCCCUGGCCCCCACCUGCAUGGGGAAAACUUCAUGAGCGGUCAAGCAGGGCUGCAGGUGCCUCUGUCUCUUUCCCUCUCUAUUCUCCCCCUCCUCUCUCAAUUUCUCUGUCUCUAUCUAGUAAUUAAUUAACUAACUAAAAAAAAUUCUUGAGAGGGACCAAAUGGUGACUCACCCAUGUUACCUCACACAAGGACCCAGGUUUAAGUCCCCAGUCCCCACCUGUAGGGGAAAAGCUUCAUGUAUAGUGGAGCAAUGUUUCAGGUGCCUCUCUCUCUCUCUCUAUCUCUCUCUCUUCCUCACUUUGUUUCUCUGUCUCUCAUCCUUUACUAAAAUAAAAUGAAAGGAACAAAGAAAUAAGUGGCCACCAGGAAUGACGGAGUCAUACAGGCACUGAACCCCCUAAGAACCCUUUGGUCUCUGAGGAACUGUGAAAGUUCAGAUGCAAAUUCAGGAGGCCUUUCCCUCCUACCCAAUCAUAGAGGCUCACACUUUAUAGCUUCUUAAAAUGAACUUCCAUUGAAAGAUAAAUGGGGGAGUCGGGCGGUGGUUCAGUGGGUUAAGUGCACGUGGCGCAAAGCACGUGGGACUGGCAGAAGGAUCCCGGUUGGAGCCCCCGGGAUCUCUACCUGCCGGGAGGUCGCUUCACAGGUAGUAAAGCAGGUCUGCAGGUGUCUAUUUUCUGUCUUCCCCUCGUUGAGCGCUCACCUCACAAACUGCAAGGGUCUGAGUACAAGCCUGCAGGUGGGGGAGCUUGACAGGCAGUGAAGCAGGUCUGUAGGUAUUCCUUUCUCACUCUCUUCAUCUAUCCCUUCCCACCCUCACUCCUUCCCUCCUUGUAUCUCCUCUUUCCCCCUCUUUCUAAUAAAUAUUUUAUCAUA